Brachypodium distachyon (stiff brome) is the source of this 1725-nucleotide messenger RNA. RefSeq names its product glutaredoxin domain-containing cysteine-rich protein CG12206. Lineage: Eukaryota; Viridiplantae; Streptophyta; Magnoliopsida; Poales; Poaceae. Bases 252 to 1466 code for a protein of 404 amino acids. The record is from RefSeq and is a predicted model, not a curated record. The transcript has a single exon.
GAAACGUACUGUAAUUCAGAAGACUAGACAAUCAAACCCGAAUUGUAAAUUUGUAAUGUACAUCAUCUUAUCACCACGCACGCAGACGCAGCUCCUUCCGUCCACAGCUUCCAUCCGAUCUCCUCAAAGGCUCAAACUCCUUCAGUUCCCUCCAUCCACAGCCACAAAGCCAGAGUAGCAGAGCCACAGAGCUUGAUCGCCAGCCAAGAAACCUCACCGCGCACCUCACACCGUAGUAGCGCGCGCGAGCCAUGGGUUGCGCGAGCUCCAAGGACGUGGCGGUGGCCGACGUCGCGUACCGCCCGCCGGCCACGAGCGUGUCCCUCUUCGACAUCAGCGCCGUCGAGGAGCCGUGGCUCAUCGCCAAGCAGAGCGCCGACGCCGUCGUCGAGUCCGGCGAUGACGAGUCCGAGGAAGAAGAAGAAGAAGAAGAAGAGGAGGAAGAGGAGGAGGUGAAGAAGCCCACCCCCGGCGUGCCGCUCCCUAUCCUCGACAAGCUCGACGGCUACGAGCUCGCGCCGGCUUCUUGGUCCGAGGUGAGCAAGGCCCUGGAAGACAUCAAGCCCACGCUAGGCUCCAAGCCGCCCUCCGACCCCAAGCCCCUUCCCAAGAAAAAGAAGAAGAAGCAACAACAACAACAACCCGCAGCCGCCGAAGCGCCGGCCCAGCCGCCUCCACCGCAGACGCCGGCCCAGCCAGCUCCAUCGCAGACGCCUGCCGAGGCUGGCAAGAAGGCGUACAUGCCUGGCGCCGAGGACACAACAAAGAAGCCGCCGCCGCCGGAGCUGACGGGGCGGCGCGUGGUGAAGGAGAACCCGUUCCUGCUGCGUGACCGCGAGAGCAGCAAGAACGCGGACGGGACCGCCGCGCCCAGGUGGCGCCGGCGUGACCCGUUCGAGGGUUUCCCCGAGCGCCGGCCCCCCGGCGCCACGGGCGGCGGCGUGGUGCUGUACACGACGACGCUCCGCGGCGUGCGCCGCACGUUCGAGGACUGCGAGCGCGCGCGCGCCGCCGUGGAGACGUGCGCGGAGGCGGCGGGCAUGGGCGCUCUGGACGAGCGCGACGUGGCGCUGCACGGGGAGUACCUGCGCGAGCUCCGCGAGCUGCUGGCCGGCGUCGAAGAAGAAGGAGGAGCGUCCGUGCCCGUGGUGCCGAGGCUGUUCGUGAUGGGGCGGUACGUGGGCGGGGCGGAGGCGUGCGCGGGGCUCGCGGAGAGCGGGAAGCUCCGGGAGAUGCUGCGGUGGGCGAGGGCGCGCGGGGAGGCGUGCGCGGCGAAGGACGGCCGCGGAUGCGAGGGGUGCGGCGGCGCGCGGUUCGUGCCGUGCUGGGAGUGCGGGGGCAGCUGCAAGGUGCUGGUCGGAGGCGGCGACGGCGCGGGCGCGGCGGUCACUGUCGGCGGCGGCGUCGUGGAGAGGUGCGGCAAGUGCAACGAGAACGGCCUCAUGAUAUGCCCCAUCUGCCACUGAACCAGCUCGAUCGACGUACCGGAAUUUUAAUUUCAUGCAUCGAUCUGUGCAUACGUACACGAUCCUUGGGUCGCUCGUCGUUCUUGCCGCGGUCGAGCUUAAAAUCAAGUUAAAGCAUGUCCUGUAAUACUUAGGAACGGAGUGAUUACUGUACUAUGAAUACGGAGUAGUAGUUUACAGAAGAACAACGUACUGCGUGUUGAAUCAAUGAGAGGUAUACUCACUCCGUCCCAUAUUAAAUAACUCAAAUUUGUUCAAA